CCACCACCACGACGACAAUCCUGUGCAAUGGCAAACGUCGAGAUUGCACUCCCGCUGCCCGUCCUGCCCGAGGGCUGGGCGGCCGAGAAGGACUUCAAGGCCAUCGGCCAGCUGAGCGAGGCCAACGACCGCAACAUUGAGCCUGUUGGCCCACACUUUUUGGCCUAUGCCCGCAGAAAGCGUCACAAGCGCACCUUUUCCGAGGACGACCGCAUCCAGGCCCAGGCAAACGUCAAGAGCGUCGAGGAGGAGGAUCCCGAUGACGUUGACGAGCCCGAGGACCCGCUGAUGCUGCAGCGCGAGGCCAAGGACUGGAAGUCCCAAGACCACUACGCUGUGCUCGGCAUAACCCGCUACCGAUGGCGCGCCACCGACGACCAGAUCAAGCGCGCGCACCGCAGGAAGGUGCUCAAGCAUCACCCCGACAAAAAGGCGGCCAAGGGCGGCACCGAGGACGACCAGUUCUUCAAGUGCAUCCAAAAGGCCCACGAAGUGCUGUCGGACCCUGUCAAGCGAAGGCAAUUCGACUCUGUCGACGAGGGUGCCGAAGUGGAGCCCCCGAGCAAGAAGGAGUCGCAAAAGGGCAACUUUUACAAGCUCUGGGGCAAGGUUUUCGAGGCCGAGGGCCGCUUCUCCAACCUGCAGCCGGUGCCCAAGCUCGGCAACGAAAACAGCACCAAGGAGGAGGUGGAGCACUUUUACAACUUCUGGUACAACUUUGACAGCUGGAGGACGUUUGAGUACCUCGACGAGGACGUGCCAGACGACAAUGAGAACCGCGACCAGAAGCGUCACGUGGAGCGCAAGAACCAGGCUGCCCGCCGCAAGAAGAAGACGGAGGACACUGCCCGUCUUCGGCACCUGGUGGACGACUGUCUCGCUCUCGACGAGCGUAUCAAAAAGUUCCGCCAGGCCGAGCACGCGCAGAAGAACAAGCGCCGGCUCGAAAAGGAGGCUGCCCUCAAGCGAGAGGCGGAAGAGGCCGAGAAGCGAAAGGCAGAGGAGGCCAAGGCGGCGGCUGAAAAGGAGGCGGCGGAGAAGGCGGCCAAAGCCGACUCGAAAAAGGCCAAGGAGGCAGCAAAGAACGCAGCAAAGAAGAACAAGCGUGUUGUGCGUGGGGCUGCCAAGGAUGCCAACUACUUCCACAGCGGCGGCGAGGCGCCGGCAGCUCAGGUGGAUGCGGCCCUGGCCGACGUGGACCUGAUCAUCACCAAGCAGGACCACGAGGAGCUGGCGGCGUUGACGGGCAAGCUCAACAACGUCAAGGACGCUGGCAAGAUCAAGGACAUUUUCCAGGAAGAGGCGCAGCGGCUCAUUGGCGCGGGCAAGCUCGCACCGGGCGAGCUGCGGGCGCUGUCGUGAGCAGGCCGAGUGCGGGACUAGACUAUGCGGGCGUGUUUUGACGAUAGACGAGUACAUGUAGACUUGUGCCUGACGGGAAUCAUGGUAUCCAUUCGCG
This is a messenger RNA of Exserohilum turcica Et28A, 1459 nucleotides long. RefSeq lists its product as uncharacterized. The coding region runs from base 28 to 1362 and encodes 444 amino acids. Gene Ontology annotation, cellular component: cytosol. The transcript is spliced from 3 exons. Gene Ontology annotation, molecular function: Hsp70 protein binding; ribosome binding. Lineage: Eukaryota; Fungi; Ascomycota; Dothideomycetes; Pleosporales; Pleosporaceae. Gene Ontology annotation, biological process: regulation of translational fidelity; 'de novo' cotranslational protein folding. The record is from RefSeq and is a predicted model, not a curated record.